Messenger RNA from Hevea brasiliensis (rubber tree), 530 nucleotides. RefSeq lists its product as uncharacterized. NCBI's taxonomy places the organism in Eukaryota, Viridiplantae, Streptophyta, Magnoliopsida, Malpighiales, Euphorbiaceae. The coding region runs from base 90 to 314 and encodes 74 amino acids. The record is from RefSeq and is a predicted model, not a curated record. The transcript is spliced from 3 exons.
ACUAUUAAUAGAAUGGUGGCAUAUUAGAAUCCAAAUUCAAGAAUACUUUUUCCCUCCCGCUUCUACCACUGUUGGGUUCUUCAUCUUCCAUGGCCCAAUCAGUUCCAUUUCCAUCGCAGCAGCAGCCAGUGCUUCACCAGAGCGACGCAGAUGAUGAUGACGAGAACGUUAAGCAGCUCAGAGAAUGCUCCUCUCUCUAUCUUUCCCUACAGGAUUGUCUUAUUGACAAUAAUAGGAACUGGAAAUCUUGCCAGAGAGAAGUUCAAGCCUUGAAGGCAUGCAAUGAGAGGAUGAAGAACGAUAAAGUGAAGUGAAGAUUUUGCGAUUAAGAAGCUUCCUAGUUCCUAAAGAAAUUACCUCACAAUUCCUUUGACUUCAAUGAUAAUUUGUGUGAACAUUUAAAAUCUGAACUUUAAUGUCUUUGUUUCACUGGAAAAGCAGUGUGUGAGUGAGAGCAUACUGGUUCUAAUUCAAUAAUAGGAUGAAUAUUUAAGAAAUAAUAAUGUAAUAAUAAGGUUUAUCUCUUCAAA